AUGGCGCGCCUCAGCCUCGCCGUCGCCGCCGUCGUGGUGGCCGUCCUCGCGCUAGCGUCCGGCGCGGCGUCGCAGGCGCCGGGGCCGUCGCCACCGGUCGACUGCUCGUCGGCGGUGACCGGGCUCAUCGGCUGCGUUUCGUACGUUCAGCAGGGGAGCACGCAGGGCAAGCCCACCAGUGGGUGCUGCGACGGCGUCAAGGCCGCCCUCAAGAGCCCCGCCACCGUCGCCUGCCUCUGCGCCGCCUUCGGCCAGAACUACGGCAUUCAGGUCAACCUCACCCGCGCCGCCGGGCUGCCCGCGGCGUGCGGCGAAGACCCCGCCGCCUUUAGCAAGUGCAACAUCAAAGUGCCCGGUGCCCCUGCUUCAGGUUCUGAAAUUAUGGGAACGUCUGUGUCCCUUCGUUAUCUCACUCGGCUAUGCCGUUUCCAUGUUUGCAGCGCCUACAGCUUCUGGAACGGCUCCGGCAGGCCCAAGCCCAGGCUCAUCGAAGUCAGCGGCGGUGAUGCCACCGGUCUCAGCGUUCGCCGUCCUCGCUGCCGUGGCCGGGACUCUGCUCUCGCACUGCCUCCUCUGAAGAUGCCGGGUGCUUCGGUGAUUGGUUUUUAG
This is a messenger RNA of Miscanthus lutarioriparius, 609 nucleotides long. The record is from the annotation of a GenBank genome assembly. Lineage: Eukaryota; Viridiplantae; Streptophyta; Magnoliopsida; Poales; Poaceae.